Oppiella nova is the source of this 926-nucleotide messenger RNA. NCBI's taxonomy places the organism in Eukaryota, Metazoa, Arthropoda, Arachnida, Sarcoptiformes, Oppiidae. The record is from the annotation of a GenBank genome assembly.
AGAAACUCAUAUCUGGACAACGAUUUGAAGGCAAAACCAAAGUCGUGAGAAUGGAUGUGACGAGUGAUGAAGAAGUGAAAGCAGUUUACGAACAAAUUCAGAAGGAUUUGACUCAAAAUGGGGAGCAGUUGUGGGCAGUGGUCAACAACGCCGGUAUCAUAACACUGGGACCACUCGACUGGGGAACAGUAGACACUUAUAAACGUAUUUUUGAAGUCAACACAUUUGGUAUGGUUAGGGUCUCCAGAACUUUCCUACCAUUGAUUAGACAAUCAAAAGGCCGUAUUGUGAAUCUGGUGUCAAUGGCCGGGCGGUUUACAGUCGAGAAUCUGGGCAUCUAUUCAAUGAGCAAACACGCGGCCAUCUCUUUCUCGGAUGGACUCCGACGUGAGACCCGGAAGUGGGGAAUCAAAGUGUCGACUAUAGAGCCCAUGGUUUAUAAGACACCAAUGGCUGGACCCGAUUACUUCACUCGGGAAGUAGAGAAACAGUGGAACGAGAGCUCAGACGAUGUGAGGCAACUGUACGGACAGGCAUACUAUGAAAACUAUAAGACUAGAAAAGACACACUGAAAUUGACUACGGCUGGAGAUAAUAUCUAUGAAGUGAUCGACAAAAUGGUUGACGCCAUCAGAAAUCCUGACCCGAAGAUCAGAUACGUGGCGAUCCCCGGAAAAAAUUUUCACAAAAUCGCUAUAUUUUUAGCACAACUCUUGCCAUUAGAAGUUUCUGACCAAAUGUUUGCCCACAAGACUACCGGAGCGCCCAAACCGGCAGGUUUACAGCAACUCGUAAAUGAAGAAUAGUCUCAUAAUUUUUGAUACAAAUAUUAAAAUUUUUAUUUCAAUUUUUACGAGUCGUUUAUAUUUUUCAAUCAACUAAAAGCCAAAUAUUGUAUUUUUAAUUUUGUAAUCAAAUGCAACUAG